Molecule: messenger RNA, 1422 nt
Organism: Melampsora larici-populina 98AG31
Lineage: Eukaryota; Fungi; Basidiomycota; Pucciniomycetes; Pucciniales; Melampsoraceae
Exons: 5
Biological process (GO): mRNA splicing, via spliceosome
Cellular component (GO): U2 snRNP; catalytic step 2 spliceosome; U12-type spliceosomal complex
Source: RefSeq, a predicted model, not a curated record
GAUUCAGAUACACCUAAACCAGAUAUCUCCAAACGAAAACAAAGAAAGAUGGCAAGAUUAUCAGUAGCCGAAUUAAAACGAUUAGUUAAAAAACCAGAAGUAGUAGAAUGGGUAGAUGUAGCAGCACAAGAUCCAAAGUUAUUAGUCCAACUUAAGAGUUAUCGAAACACGGUACCUAUUCCGGCACAUUGGAGUCAAAAGAGGGAUUAUUUACAGGGUAAACGUGGGAUUGAAAAACCUGCGUUUCAAUUACCAAGUUAUAUUGCCGAUACUGGAAUUGCUACUCAGAGAGAUGCUAUUAAGGAAAAAGAAUCAGAACAAUCUUUAAGACAAAAGACAAGAGAAAGAGUUCAACCUAAGAUGGGAAAGAUUGAUAUCGAUUAUCAAAAGCUUCAUGACGCAUUCUUUAAAUAUCAAAUCCCACCCCCGAUGACAACUUUUGGUGAAAUGUAUUACGAAGGUAAAGAGUUUGAAACGAAAUUAAAAGAAAAACGACCAGGAGAUUUAUCAGAAGAUUUAAAAGAAGCUUUAUCGAUCCCUCCAUUGGCUCCACCUCCUUGGUUGAUUGCCAUGCAAAGAUAUGGUCCACCUCCGAGUUAUCCUAAUUUGAAGAUUCCAGGUUUGAAUGCUCCUAUACCUGAAGGUGCUCAGUGGGGUUAUCAUCCGGGUGGAUGGGGUAAACCUCCUACAGAUGAAUAUGGACGUCCAUUGUAUGGUGAUGUGUUUGGGCAGGUACCAAAGUAUGAUAACGCGUACGGAGAACCGGUUUCGAAAGAAUUCUGGGGAGAAUUGUUAUCAGAUGAAGAGGAAUCAGAAGAAGAAUCCGAAGAAGAAUCAGAUGAAGAAACAGGAGGAGCAAGUCAUCAACCAGAAGGACUUCAAACCCCUACUGGAUUAGAAACCCCAUCUGGAUUAGCCUCGAUUACUUCGACGGUACCGGGUGGAUUGGAAACACCUGAUUUCUUGGAAUUACGUAAGAGAAGAGAAGGUACUGGAAUGAAUGAAUCAGAUGGAAUGGAGAAUGGAGCUCCUAAGAGUUUGUAUCAAGUGAUACCAGAAAAAGAAAGUAAAGUCACAGGUUUUAUGGGGAGUGAGAGAGUUUAUGAUGUUAGGGGGAUUUCUCAACAAGGUCAUAAUGUUGCGAUGUUGGGACAAGAAGAUCGAGGGAAUAAGCGUAAACAAACUGGAGUAGAAGUCACAUUAGAUCCAUCUGAAUUAGAAGGACUUUCAGAAGAAGAAUUAAGACAAAGGUAUGAAGAAUCUAAACAGAGAGUGAAUUUGAAUGGAUCGAUUGGAAAUCAACAAGGUGGUAGAGAAGAUUUAUCUGAUUUGGUGGCAGAAGAAUCGGCUAAGAGGAAUAAAAGAGACGCUGGAGUUGGGAAACAUUCGAAUGGUAAAGAAAAAGAAAAGUUUAGGUUUUGA